Molecule: messenger RNA, 1174 nt
Organism: Aspergillus japonicus CBS 114.51
Lineage: Eukaryota; Fungi; Ascomycota; Eurotiomycetes; Eurotiales; Aspergillaceae
Product: v-SNARE protein VTI1
Exons: 3
Coding region: 342-1016 (224 amino acids)
Biological process (GO): retrograde transport, endosome to Golgi; vesicle fusion with Golgi apparatus; intra-Golgi vesicle-mediated transport
Cellular component (GO): endoplasmic reticulum membrane; SNARE complex; late endosome membrane
Molecular function (GO): SNAP receptor activity; SNARE binding
Source: RefSeq, a predicted model, not a curated record
CCCAACUCGGUCACUUUCUGCAUCCAUCUUCAUCUCUAAUCUGUUCAUCGGUCGAAAUUUGUUUAUUUGAGCGUGGGGGUUUUCACAUAGGACCCAACUCAAGUCACCGUACCAGUUCAUCCAUUAGUUGACCUUUGUAGGUGGGCUCAAUCCGUCAUUAGAUCCAACAGGCCGGGCACUGGCCAGCCACCACGAGGAUACAAGUGGCCAAUCUCUCCGCUUUAUCCGAUCCACCACAACGCCCCUAUCGAUCCGCUACCUCAUCCGGCCUCGAUUGUCUAUCUCAGGGACACUCGCAAUAGCCAACACUUCCAGCAGUGUCACUUCCCACCCAUAUCACCAUGUCGAACCCGUUGGACACCGAUGCCGGCUCGGAGCUGUUCAGCAGCUACGAGACCGAGUUGAAGCUGGUCCAGGCCGACCUCAACCAGAAGCUAGAUCAGAUCUCGGAGUCGAGCGGUGAACAACGGAAGUCUGCCAUCCGGCAAGCGGAAAGAGCGCUGGAUGAGGCCACGGAAUUGUUGGACCAAAUGCGCAUGGAGAAACAGAACAUCCCCUCUUCCGCCCGAUCGAAAAUCAACACCCGGGUCCGCAACUAUGCGACGGACAUCGAUGAGGCCAAGCGCAAGCUGCGGUCUCUGUCGGAUGACCGCAAAGCCCUCUUCGGCGAUCGGUACACGGAUGAUCCGCAGGACGAGCAUCUGGAACAGCGCCAGCAACUUCUGUCUGGUACAGAGCGCCUGGAGCGCAGUUCGGCUCGGCUCCAGGAGAGUCAGCGCAUCGCUCUUGAGACGGAGGAUAUCGGCCGCAACACUCUGGCGGAUCUGAACCAGCAGCGGGAGACCAUCAUCAAUGCUCGAGGUCGUCUGUUGGAGAGUGAGGGCUACGUAGAUACCAGUAUUAAGACAUUGAGGGGCAUGGCCCGUAGGAUGGCUACGAAUCGGCUGAUUACCAUUGCAAUCAUUACUGUGUUGAUUCUUUUGAUUUUCGCUGUGAUCUACAGCAAGUUCCACUGAGCGUGGGUUUUCCAGCAGGCGUUACCAUGGGAUGACCAUCUUUUUUCCUUUGUAGUACUUUGUUAACGACAUAUACACGUCUGCAUUAGCAGACUCCUCCACGGAAUUUUGUAUGAUAGCACUCUUCCAGCUCUAAUCAAAGACCACUGUGUCCAGCA